Messenger RNA from Ananas comosus (pineapple), 1290 nucleotides. Its product is annotated as E3 ubiquitin-protein ligase PUB23-like. The record is from RefSeq and is a predicted model, not a curated record. Gene Ontology annotation, biological process: protein ubiquitination. The transcript has a single exon. Lineage: Eukaryota; Viridiplantae; Streptophyta; Magnoliopsida; Poales; Bromeliaceae. Gene Ontology annotation, molecular function: ubiquitin protein ligase activity. The coding region runs from base 49 to 1290 and encodes 413 amino acids.
UUCUCGUUGAAGCCCUUUUUAUAUAUAGGAAGAGAACUAGCUAUUAGUAUGUACUAUACUUCUAUAGCUUAUGAUCAAAUGGAUGGGCUUGAGAUACCCCCCUACUUCAUUUGCCCAAUCUCUCUUCAAAUCAUGGAGGACCCCGUAACCGUCGCGACCGGCGUGUCCUACGAUCGCGCUAGCAUUGAGCGCUGGUUAACGGUGUACGGGCGCGACAAGUGCCCGGUCACGAACCAGACGUUAGUCGACCGCACCCUCACGCCGAAUUCGACCCUUCUCCGCUUGAUACAGUCGUGGGCCGCCUGCGCAGCACAGCUGCCUGCUGCCGCCACCGCACGGUCUAACCCUCGAUUUGAUCUCUCCGACGUGCUUCGACAGCUCAGAGAUACCGAUGCGGAGCUCCAAAGAAGAGGACUCAAGAAGGUAAAGCUACUGGCAGAAGAUGAUGGUGAUUUCGACAGCAUGGCUUGCAUGGAGAAAGCCGGUGUCACGUCGCUCGUAGCGUCUCUAAUUGUCAUGAGGAAUACUGAUCUAGUACAAGAUGCCUUGGAUGUGAUAGAUGAGGCUACGAUCGUUUUGCAACAUCUCAAGCCGUCACCGCAAGCCAUAAAGCGACUCGCGGAGAGUAACAACGGUGAGCUCAUCCGCUCUCUAUCAUCAAUUCUUCAAAGGGGGUCAUAUAGAGCGAGAACCCACGCCACCCUUCUCCUCAAAUCCAUAUUCAAGGUAGUCGACGAGGGCUACAAGUCGAAUCCGCCUCCCGAUCUCUUCGACGGGGUCGUCGAGAUACUCAAAGACCAGAACUCGGCGCGAUCGACCAAUUUAGCCGCACUAUCCAUCUUAACCGAAGCGCUAGCGCUCGGAAAGAACCGCGCAAAGGCCGUGGAGGCGGGGUUGGUUGCGGUGAUAAUAGAAUUGCUGAUAGAGGAGAACGGCGACCGCCGUAGCUGCGAAGCGAUGCUGUACAUAUUGGAGUUGGCUUGCGGGAGGGCGGAGGGGCGGGCGGCGGUGGUGGGACACCGGGCGGGGGUGGCGGCGGUGGUGGGGAAGGUGUUGGGGGUGUCGGGCGGGGCGACGGAGAGGGCGGUGAGGGUGUUAGGGUUGCUGUGCAGGUACUGCAGGGUGGCGGAGGAGAUGGCGGAGGUCGGCGGGGUCGCGAAGCUGUGCAUGGUGGUGCAGGUGGAGGGGAGUAGGAGGAGUAGGGAGAUAGCCAAGGAGAUCUUGGGGAUGCACUUGAGAACAUGGAGCAGGUCCCCUUGUUUCCCUUAUUCUUAUAGCUUGCCUUAUUAA